CGAAUGGCAUUACUUAAGUACAAAAUGGUGGGAGAUACAUAUAAUACGAGGAUAGAAGCGAGUGAAAUAGUCCAUAUUAUACACACAAGCGUGGAGAAAAAAUGGUGGGGAUCGAAAGGAGACGAAUAAGUUUGUACUGCUUAAAACCAAAGAAUGAUCUCGGCUUAUAGUGUGGCGGGGAAAGUAGGUCCAUUUGGGGAUUGCAUGGAGUGGGGGUAACCGCCCAAAGCGUUCUUUGGUUGCAAGUAGUAUACUACCAGUAGUACCUCUCUACCUCUGUCAUUUGUGAUUGGAUCUGACGUAUAACUCAUCAUUUGUGUCUUUCUUUCCCCCACACAUUUUCAUCAACUAAGUGUUCAAACAUUAGAUACAUGUGAUUUGUUACUGUGAUUUAUUAACCAACUUGACAGGAUUUAGAGAACAAACGUGAACGGAGGUGAGAAUUAAGUAGGUUUCAUGGGAGACACAAGAGGUAACUUGCGGUGUGUAAAGACGGAAGAGAACGCGCCAGUGUUGAUGAGAGGCGUCUUCUGACCAUCUAAUUCAGUGUUAGAAAUUCACAUUACGAGGGGAGCAAAACAGAGCGUAAAAUCAGCCAUGCUCUUCAAUGCUAUCGUGAAAGAAUUUACUGCGUAAAUUUGCAGCAUGAAGUAUCGAAGGAACACGUAGUUUCCUCGAUUUUUUGAACCAACUGACGACCUACUACUAUGUACUCGAACGUCGAAUGAGUGUAUUCCAGAGGCAGAAAAGAUCAUUAAUACCUGGUGAUAAAGGAGUUUGAAGAUACACAUAAUUUUGACAGAAGAGGAGAACAAUAUUCAGGAAGAUGGACGCCAAUGUGGAGAGAGAGUGCAGCGCCCUGGGCGGGCUUUUCAAUCAAAUUAUUGCGGAUAUGAAGAAUGGAACACCACUGUGGGAAGAUUUAAUAUCAAAAGCAACAAAACUUCAUGCUUGUCUGAGAGCAGCUAUUCUAGCAGUAUCAGCCUAUCUCGAGGCGUUCCAAAAGAUUGCUGAUGCUGCGACCAACGCCAAAGGUGCGACUAAAGAAAUUGGCACCGCCUUGACGAGGAUAUGUCUGCGUCAUAAGGCUGUUGAAACAAGGAUGAAAUCUUUCACAUGCGCAAUUAUGGACCGACUCGUGAUGCCCCUUCAAGAGAAACUGGAAGACUGGAAAAAAACCCUAAUAAAUCUGGAUAAAGAGCAUUCUAAAGAGUACAAAAGAGCCAAGUCCGAGUUGAAGAAGCGUUCAACCGACACACUAAGACUGCAAAAGAAAAAAGCAAGGAAGGCCAUUGUGCAGAGUCAUGGGCAUAGUCAAACAGCAACUUUACAAGCCCAAGGUAACCGUAUUGAUGAUUCGGAAUUAAACAGAUUACUCGAGUCGUCAGAGGCGAGUGUUCACGAGAAACGCUUGAGUUUAGAAGAAACUGAACGCAAAGCUGUGCGUGCCGCACUGUUAGAAGAACGUGGACGAUUCUGCCAGUUUGCUAAAUUUCUGAGACCAGUGCUGGAUGAAGAAAUAUCGAUGUUGAUGGAGCUGACUCACUUGCAAGAGGUUUCUGAUCAGCUGGAACGGCAUGUAGCAUCACCUCACGAUUUGCCAGCAGCCUCUGAACAAGUUAUCACCGAUUUAAAGGGGAGAGAAAUGACACAGUGGGCAUUAGCAACGCCACCAUCAAGCCCAUCAUUGUCACUCGGGUCUAGAAAAAGUUCGAUGUGCUCAAUAAGUUCGCUAAAUAGCAGCUCAAGUGGUUCAUGCAAAAAUCAUCCAAAUUCAUGCACCCAUCAAUGGCACAGAUCAAUGUCCCAGCCAAUUGGUACGAGACCCUUCAGCAUCGCAGAUACGGGGACAACGACACUUAGACACUUGUCGAGUGGAUGUUCACGUGAUUCUGGAUUUACUUCACAGGAUACGCUUUAUAGGCAACCUAUUUCUGAGUAUCAGGUAUCCAAUGUGUCUUCCCAUAGUAAUCAAAAUAACUGUCCAACGAAAUCCUCGACAAAUGCGACCUGGCCCGAUCUCCAAGAGACGGCAGCUCUCGAAAGGCAAGUUCAACCGUCAGCAGUGAACGAAAGACCCCACACAAUCUCGUCAGCAUACGAAAAAGGACAUCAGAGACCUGCACUGAGUGUUUAUACAUUCCAAGCACCCGAUUCUGGAUGUUGCCAUAGCCAGCCUGCAUCACCAGUCUCAUCACCACCCUCAAAUCCCCAGUUAGCACGUGUACAAAUGCGUAAAAAUAGUGCUGGCAACCUGAGGCCACCGAUUCCGAGCCGAUGCUCCAGUUUAGAAAGACCUACCGUUACGGGAGGAAAAAAUGAGGGAACUGCAACAAAUCGGGGGAAACCAAAGCUACCAUUACCUGCGCAUUUGAUGAAAGAUUUGGGAAAUCAUCAACAGCAACCCAUGUACGUAAAUAUGCACGAACUGGCUAACUUGGCAGCUAAUCGUGCUCAAGAGAUGCAACUACCAGCAGCUGGACCUGCAGCCACCUCUGGCUCGAUAUCCAGAGCACAAACGUCAAGCAGCAAUACAAAUGAAAAGACUGACACAGUAGCACCUGAAAAAGAAAUAGGCAGCACAACGUCCGAAUCGAGUUUGGAGUCAAGCAGUGGCUAUAGUAGUCAAUCAACACUGCCGACCUUUCAAGCAGUUCCAAGUCUUUGUGACACUCCUGUUGUGCCUGGUGGCUCUUGUACGAUGCCGCGAAGAGGCUCCAUUCAACAAACUAGACCUCCGCCACCAGCACGUAGAACUUCAACAAUUAUUAGUGGUAAUUAUUCGAGUACAACAGGAUCCAUGAUUGGAGCAAGUGGCGGAUUACUUGCUGCUACUGUUCUCGUUACUGGGGAACAGCGUGUAGAAACUACCACCACAUCUGAUGAGACUGAAAAUCUUCCACCACCUCCUGCAUUUCUUCUGGAAGCAAACUCACCCAUUCCCAGUCCUACUCCACAGCGAUCGAUAUCUGUGUCGGAAACGGUACGAACACUAACAGAGCUUCGUCAUACUCCAGCAAGUCCUUCAUUCCUUCGAAAGACUACCAAUCAACCGCCAACACAGCCCCAAGGAGCAUUCAACCAAAUAACACAUUCUACAUUUGUCGAACGUUCGAGUUCAUGUCGAAGAGUAUCGACAACCAGUGUGGAAUCAUCAUCAUCAUCGAUAUCGUCUGCACAGUAUCAAGGACCAGGUGGAGUAGGCCAAGGUUUCAUGGCAGUACUCAGUUCAAAAUUAAUAAAUACAAAUAUGAAUGUCAAUUCAAACAGCAGUCCUAAAUCAGCCCGAAAACAUAUCAACUUAGAAACUACCCAGAGUCCAAGGACACCAGUUGGAUUUUUAGAGACUUUAAAUGCAAAAUUAGCAGCCCAACAGCAACAGGCGCAGCAAACCCAACAGCACCCGCCUCAAAUACUACAGAUACAGCAAGGGAGAUCAAAUACUACAAAUAGAUCAGCAAGUGUUAGACGAAUAAUGGCCAACAGAGUACCGAUAAUCGAUCCCCAUCAAGUACGCAGUUCACUAAUGGAUCAAAUAAGACGAGGCACUUCAUUACGCACCAGUGGCCCUAUAAACGAUCGCUCAGCACCACAAAUCUAUUAAAAAAUUAGUUUAAAAGCUCUGUAGAGUCCCUCAUCAACAAAAGCUAAAUCUAGUUUCUAUGUAUAGAGAUCGAUCCAAUUUAAAACAUCAAUUUUUUUUAACUAGUUCCAUUGACGACCUUCAUCUUUCAAUUUCAUUCCGCUUUGAUGUAAUCAUUAUAUUCCGCUCUGAAACUGCCAGAUCUUACCUUCCUUUAUUUUCAUAGGUACAGGUUUUUUUUCCAUUGCAUUUAAGUUAUUGAAUUAUCGUUUUAUCAACUUUGGAUGUAUGUGAAAGUAAUUCGGAACCCAACAAUCCCCAGUGAAAAGCCAAGUGAAAUCCUUACGAGAUGCCGUAUUCAUUCAGAAAAUCAACGAAUCAUUAUGAAACAUCUUGUAAUAUUGUAACGUUAAAAAAAUAUUAUCGCAAUUCAUUUUUCUCCAUCACGAAACAUUGUCGCUGAUUGAGUUGGAAUAAUCUUUAUUUCCUUAAAAAUACAGAAGCUUUUGCAUCAACAUAAGAGGAUAAUUGAUAAUAUUAGAGGCGGAAAUGGAUGAUUAAUAAUAAUAUCAAUAACUCCAAUGUCACUUUUACCAUUUAAAUGAAUUGCCACCUCUCAUACAUCCAUAAGCUUUUGUUGACUUGGAGAUUUUCACAUCGUAUAUUCAAAGUUAAUUCAUGAAGGGUGAAAAGCGUAUAGAUAUUUGGUGUUGAUUCAAUUGAUGUAUUCAAAGAAAAAAAUGGGAAUAAAAAUACUGAUAUAUCUUUCUUUCUGCAAUUUUAUGGUAAUAAAAUCUAGCAAGCUGUUGCAUUGGUCAACGGUAGCGAUAAUAAAGAUAAUAAAACAAAUUGUGACAAAAUAAUAAUUGACGAGCGAGUUGCAGUGAUUAGUUGUUAGACGUUUAUUCGCGUAGCAGUUAUUGUCAAAAAAUUGAAUAAAAUAAAAACCUAUAAAAGGUAGAUGUAUGAUUGUUCAUAAAUCACGAAAAUAAUAAUAAUAAUAAUAAUAAUAAUAAUAGUGAUAGUAGUAGUGAUAAUUAUAAUAUAACCAUAAUAAUGAAGUUAUUGGAUUCCAAUGGAGAUAAAUGGUGAAAGAAAUUAAUUUCUAACAGAAACGUCUCUUUGGUAAUAAUUGAGAAUAUUACAAAAUGUUUAAACUUUAAAGUGUACAAUCAGACUUUAGUCUUCACAUCAUGUAUUUGGAGAAGUUGGACAGAAUUCUCGCGCUUCAAUAAUUUGUGAUGAUGAAUAUCCAGUGUUUGGAAGUGUGUAAAUCGACACCAUACCAUCAA
Diachasma alloeum is the source of this 4875-nucleotide messenger RNA. Its product is annotated as protein MTSS 2. Lineage: Eukaryota; Metazoa; Arthropoda; Insecta; Hymenoptera; Braconidae. The record is from RefSeq and is a predicted model, not a curated record. Gene Ontology annotation, molecular function: phospholipid binding; actin binding. The transcript has 8 exons. Gene Ontology annotation, biological process: plasma membrane organization; cell projection assembly. Bases 827 to 3604 code for a protein of 925 amino acids. Gene Ontology annotation, cellular component: cytoplasmic side of plasma membrane; actin cytoskeleton.